CGUCUAAGGUGCCAGAUAGCGAGAAGGCAUCGGUCUCCAGCUCAACUGGAGAAGCUGCAAAGACACAAGGAUGGUCUGCCUAUNAUUGCAUCCACUCAUUUGCUCAAGCGAAUGUUUCGAUAUGCCGACUCACUAGGCAUUCUGUUGUAUGCCAUCGGUGUGAUCUGUAUGACAGCUUCAGGAACAGUCUUGCCUUUACUCGACCUUAUUUUUGGUCAAUCCGUGAACACUUUCAACGACUUUGCUCAAGGCAAUAUUACUGUCAGCCACUUUCGCUCUGAGAUUGCACGAGCCAGUCUAUACCUUAUCUACCUGGCAGUGGUAAGAUUGGUUGUAUUCUAUGUCGGUACUGUCACCAUGUCGUUCGCUGCAAUGCGAACAGUCAGAGCACUGCGCAUCGAUUGCGUCAACAAAACAUUGAGGCAAGAAAUUGCUUUCUUUGACAGCGGCAACACUGGUGCCAUUGCACUCAAGCUGAAUACCUGUGCUAGCCAUAUACAACAAGGUCUCGCGGAAAAGGCAGGAUUGGUAGUGCAAGCCAUCAGUGCACUGAUUACGGCCUUCAUCGUGGCUGUUGCAGUUCAGUGGAAGCUCGCUCUUAUCACGAUUUGUAUCAUACCCGCUAUCGUAAUCACCACUGGCAUCGGUGUUGUUAUCAACGCCUCGCAAGAGAACAGAUGUAUGAAGUUGUAUGGCAAAGCAGGUUCUCUUGCAACGGAAGCAUUUUCGAGCAUUCGUGUGGUCCACGCCUAUUGGUCUCAACCUAGAAUGAUCGAAAGGCACAACCAAAUCUUAGACAACGCCAAAAGAGAGGGUAUGCGAAAGUCGCUGAACUGGGGCUUACUUUACGCCAACGAAUUCUUCUUCGUUUUUGCUGGAUAUGGUUUGGCCUUUUGGCAAGGCAUUCAUAUGUACGCUAGAGACGAGAUCGAAGCCCCUGGCAAGAUCNUGAUCUUCGCUGUUCUUGUUGCCGCCCAGUCUGUGACUCAAGUCGCCCCUCAAAUGCAAAUAGUCGCUAAAGCAGCCAGUAGCGCCGAGGAACUUCUUGAGGUAAUCGACAGAAAGUCGCUUCUGGAUCCUCUGGAGAACAAAGGAGAGCGCCCCGAGUCAAUCCAAGGGGAAAUUGAGCUUGGUGCCAUCAACUUUGCUUACCCCUCCCGGCCAGAUGUUCGAGUUCUCGAUAAUUUUUCAUUGAAAGUUCCCGCGAAAAGCACGAUUGCUCUGGUCGGUGCAUCGGGAUCUGGGAAGUCUACCAUCGUGGGCUUAAUGGAGCGUUGGUAUGAGCCAGAUUUGGGGACUAUCAAGAUUGACGGGCGAGACACUCGCGACCUUGACGUCCAAUGGCUUCGUACCCAGGUCAGAUUCGUCCAGCAAGAGCCCGUGCUUUCCAACACAACGAUUUAUCAAAACGUACGACUCGGCCUCGUAGGUGCAGCAGAUCUUCCAGAGAAUGAGAUCGAAGCGAGGGUGGUAGAGGCCUGCCGAGAUGCAAAUGCAGAUAGCUUCAUCAGAAGCCUUCCAGAAGGGUAUCAGACUGUUGUUGGCGAGCGAGCCAGUAGGCUCUUAGGGNGUCAGAAGCAGCGAAUCGCCAUUGCCCGAAGCAUCACAUCGGACCCUAAAAUCCUUUCCCUGGACGAAGCUACCAGCGCUCUGGACCCACAAGCGGAAGAUAUUGUCACAAGCGCCCUGGAUCGACUGCAAGGCUCAAGGACCACGAUCGCCAUCGCACACAAACUCUCAACCGUCAAAAAUGCUGACAGGAUCGUCGGACUUGACCAAGAUGUCAUCAAGGAGCAAGGCACUCACGCCGAACUCUUAGACCAAAAAGGCGCUUAUUAUCGUCUCGUGAUGGCACAAGAUCUGGGGAAAGACGGUGACUCCUUGGAGAAGAAAGACGCUGAGACUUUGCAUACGGAAGUCAAUCAAAGUCUGUCACGCAAAGAGUCCAAAGGUAUUGGGCAAGAACUUCUCAGGCCAUCAGACGAACGCAGUCAUACACUGGAUUACAAUUUGUUGAAGUGUCUUACCAUUUUCCUCAAAGAGCGCCGGGAUUGCUGGAUGAAUCUGUUCAUCAUCGCGGUAGCAUGCGUUAUUGGUGGUCUAACCUAUCCAGCGCUUGCUGUUCUAAUCAGCAGACUUAUCACCACCUUCCAACUACAGGGAUCUCAGCUGACAGAUCGCGGAGACUUCUACGCACUCAUGCUGUUUGUUGUGGCGAUAGUAAACGGUUUAUUGUACUUCAUCGCUGGGUAUGUUUCCAAUAUCGUGUGCCAGAUCAUCUCGAGGCAGUAUCGCGAAGACAUGUUCAAAAACAUCAUCUACCAAGACAUGGAAUAUUUCGACCAACCCGAGAACGGCACUGGAGCCAUUGUAUCUCGUCUGUCCCAGGCGCCCGCCAAUCUGCUCGAGUUCAUUGGCCUCAACUCUGCACUGCUUCUCAUUGUCUUGAUCAUGCUGUUAUCGUCUGCCAUCACUGCCAUCAUCUUUGGAUGGAAGUUGGCGCUCGUUGCUAUCUUUACCAUUAUGGUGCCGGUUGUUGGCAUGGGAUGUUGCCGUCUCAGAAUGAAAAUUCGACUCGAAGAAGCCACGGAAAGGCUAUUUUCCGACAGCGCAGCUACUGCUUCAGAAGCAGUCUCGGCAAUCCGGACUGUGGCUUCACUGUCACUAGAACAGCACAUAGUUGAGCGGUACCAACCGCAGCUCAGGAACAUCACCAAANAGUCCAGCAAGAUGUUGCUCACCGCGAGUCUGUUUUUCGCUGUAGCUCAGGCUGUCGAGUUCGCUGCUAUGGCAUUAACACUGUGGUACGGCGCACGUCUCAUGUCUUAUGGCGAGUAUAGUACGAACCAGUUUUUCACCGUGUUCAUCGCAGUCGUGUUCGCUGCUGAAGGCUCGGUUCAGAUGAUUGCAUACAGCACUUCGCUUUCUAAAGCACGCGCUGGUGCGAACGAGAUUCUCUGGCUUCGAUCUCAACAUCCACGCAUAGGCAUGCACGACCGAUGCCGUCAGGUACUUGACAAUGAGAAGGGGUCAGAAGAUUCAGCGACUUUCGAACUGGGCAAGGUCGAAUUCGCUUACAGUACCCGACCUGACAACACUAUCAUCAAGGGGUUAGACAUCGACAUCCACCCGGGUGAAUUUAUCGCAUUCGUUGGAGCAUCAGGAUGUGGAAAGUCGACUGUGGUGUCACUCUUGGAGCGAUUCUACGAGCCAUCUGCUGGAAGUGUCAAGCACCACGACAGAGAGCUUAGAGAAUACUGUCCUCGGAAGUACAGAGACGGCAUUGCGUACGUACAACAAGAGCCGAGUCUGUUCGAUACAAGUGUUCGUGACAACAUCCUCCUUGGAACAGUCGACACAGCUACGGCCGCUGAAGUCGAGGCUGCCUGCCGUCAAGCCAACAUCUGGGACUUUGUUUCCUCUCUACCUGAAGGCCUGGAGACUGGUUGCGGAGCUGGGGGUACACGCUUGUCCGGUGGCCAACGACAACGAACAUCGAUCGCACGAGCACUCAUUCGCCAACCUCGAGUACUGUUGCUCNACGAAGCGACGUCUGCAUUAGACACUAACUCUGAAAAGUACGUUCAAGCCUCAAUUGCCCAAGCGUCCAUUGGUCGUACUACGAUUGCGAUUGCUCAUCGACUUUCUACGAUCAAGGACGCAGACAGGAUCUUUGUUUUAGGCCAGAGAACUGUGGUCGAGCAAGGUACUCACACUGACUUGAUCAAGCAAAAAGGCAUCUACUACAAAUUGUGCCAGUCGCAGUCCUUG
Messenger RNA from Aureobasidium vineae, 3771 nucleotides. NCBI's taxonomy places the organism in Eukaryota, Fungi, Ascomycota, Dothideomycetes, Dothideales, Saccotheciaceae. The record is from the annotation of a GenBank genome assembly.